GCACCUCAUUGGUUGUUUCAAACCGAGGCUAGCUCAGACCAACAUGGCUGCGCUGGUGGAAGGACACGAUUAUGGUCUCAUCUCAAACGAAACUUCCAUCGACCAAAAAACUGUGAUUCAUGUCAAAUUAACCGAUUCAGCAUUAAGAGCUAUAGAAGAAUUUCUCAAAAUCAAAGUAGGAACCAAUAGAAGACCAACCAUUCAAUUCAAUGGCAAAAAAGGAGUGCUACAAUUUCCAUGCAGAUCAACAUCAGAAGAUCCAAAACCAGUCAACUCAUUCCAUUUCUUUAUAUCUGAAACUCCCAAAGAUCCAAAUGGAAGCUUUGACUGCAUUGAACAAUCCAAUUUGAAAAAUAAAGGUAAAUUGGAGAAACUAGCAGGUAGUAUGCAGUAUAAAAUGGGUAUUCGAGCCACUGAUGAUGUUUAUAAAGCAACUCGUGAACGAAUGACCAUUGCUGAAGAAGAAAAUAAAAAAAUAUGUGCCAAAGAAAUCAAACCAAGUGGUCGUCACAUCAGUAAAAAAGUGAAAAAAGUGUUGCCAAAUACCAGUGUCAGUACCCAAAAAGUGCAAGCUGCAAAACCAUCAUGUGCUGUUAGACCAGUACAGAAACCUAGUAGCAAUCAUAGUGUCUCGAAUUCAUCCAAUCAUAGACUCUCUGGUUCAAAUGUAACCAAUGGGAGUUCAUCUCAUUCCCCAAAUAGACCUUCUAGUUUAACUCACUCACCGCCCAGUGCGAAUACAUCUUCAAAUGUGUCAUCUGGAGCAAAACCAAGUCAAACAUCCAAUGCUGCUAACUCCAAAGUGAAUUCAGCUGUAAUGGCGUUACCUUACAGAGAUAGGAUAAUCCAUUUAUUAGCUGUUCGACCUUACAAAAAACCUGAAUUAUAUCUUCGAUUACAGAAAGAUGGAAUUAAGGAUAAAGAUAAAAAUUCAUUGGGCCAUGUUUUACAACAAGUGGGAGUUAUGAAUAAAGACCAAAGUUAUAGUUUAGCUAAACAUGUGUAUAUGGAUGUACGACAAGAUUGGCCCCAUUAUACUCAGUUAGAUAAACAAUUGUUGAAAAGAAAUUUACAGACAAUUCAACAAGGUGAAAAUCGAAGUGCCUCCAAUUCUCCAGCCCCAUCUCCUGCUAGUGUAACCAGUAAUCCAGAAAGUCCUACAUCAUCGCAGAAACGUCAAAAUGAAGAUAAUGUGGAGGGGCAGCAACCCAACAAAAAGAUCCGUAUUUCACAUCAUAAGAAGAAGAAAGGAGAUCGUGAGGAGUUGAAGCCUAUUAAUGGCAUCAAUAAUGUUGUUAGUGUACCUAAACCAGAUAAAGUUUCCCCUGAUUCUACUUCUGACACUAAACUAGAUGAUAAUGCCAAUCAAGUAGCUGCUGAUUCCCUUCCUAAAUAUCUUGGUUCAUAUACUAAUAUUACCAACACUGACCAAAGAUUGCAAUAUAAAAAAGAUUUCAAUACCCAAUAUGAAGAGUAUAAACAACUAUAUUCCAAAAUAGAGUCUGUGGUUGCUAAAUUUGAGGAGAUGAAAUCACAAAUGAAGUUAAGACAGCAGGGGACCAAGGAUUUUGAGGAACUAAAGAAUAGAAUAGUAAAGGAGUAUGAAGCUCAGAAAACAGAUCCUAAAUAUGUUGAACAAAAGAAACGCUAUGACUACCUGCAUAAGAAAUUAGGCCAUAUUAAACGCCUUAUUAUUGAAUAUGACAAUGCCCAGUCGGUUUGUAGCUAG
Molecule: messenger RNA, 1729 nt
Organism: Lottia gigantea (owl limpet)
Lineage: Eukaryota; Metazoa; Mollusca; Gastropoda; Lottiidae
Exons: 12
Coding region: 44-1729 (561 amino acids)
Biological process (GO): snRNA transcription by RNA polymerase II; positive regulation of transcription elongation by RNA polymerase II; transcription elongation by RNA polymerase II
Cellular component (GO): transcription elongation factor complex
Molecular function (GO): cis-regulatory region sequence-specific DNA binding
Source: RefSeq, a predicted model, not a curated record